Messenger RNA from Cadophora gregata, 2800 nucleotides. RefSeq lists its product as uncharacterized. The record is from RefSeq and is a predicted model, not a curated record. Lineage: Eukaryota; Fungi; Ascomycota; Leotiomycetes; Helotiales; Ploettnerulaceae. The coding region runs from base 1 to 2325 and encodes 774 amino acids. The transcript is spliced from 5 exons.
AUGGAUUCGGACACGCCAACAAGCCAGGGCAAGAAGCGAUCCGACUUUUCUUUCUUGGAAAGAAAAUUCCGUGGGCUUAAUUUGCGAAGAUGUGCUUCCGUCACGACCGCUGAGAGCAUCGGGGAUCUUGGACUGAACCUCCUCUACGAACCAUCCGACUGCAAUCUUGACUUUGUCUUCGUACAUGGGCUCCGUGGAGGAUCAAGAAAGACAUGGAGUGCUUCACCAAGCACUGCACAUUACUGGCCAAAAGAAUGGCUCCCUGCGGAUCCUGAUUUCAGACAUGUUAGGAUACACAGCUUUGGAUACAACUCUGACUGGCUCGAUAGCAAAGAAAACUUGCUCACGAUUCAUGACUUUGGCCAAUCUUUGAUCGGAGAAGUGCACAAUACCCUUGGCCGUCGAGCACCAAAUACACCAAUUGUGUUCAUUGGGCAUAGCAUGGGUGGACUUGUGAUCAAAAAAGCAUGUAUUCUUUCCCGCGAAAAUCCUAUUUACCGCGAUAUUUGCGCCCGGAUUCAUACCAUAUAUUUCCUGGCGACACCACAUCGGGGAUCUGAUCUAGCCCAGACUCUCAACCACAUGCUGAGAGCAAUGCCAUCUGGAUCCAAGCCAUUCGUUGGAAGUUUAGCACGGGGCUCGGAAUCAAUAACUGUAAUCAACGACCAAUUCCGACAUGUCUGUAGUGGUAUAUCGAUCCACUCAUUCAUGGAAAGUGUCCCAACAAAUUGGGGCUUCGGGUCUGGUCUUAUUGUGGAUAAGAAUUCGGCUUCUCUUGGGUUCCCCAACGAACAAAUUCAAACAUUGAAUGCUGAUCACAGGGGAAUAUGUAAAUUCGAAAGCCCAGACGACAGCAACUUCCGCACGUUGCGCAAUGCUCUUGCUGCGACAGUUCAUGAUAUCGAGCGCAGAGUACCAAAAGCCAAGCAGCAGCUAUAUCGCCAGGAAAUGCACAGUAUCUCAAAGCUUCUUAAUGUCCCUGGUGCGCCCAUCGAUGAUUUCAACGAACUUGAGGAUGUACGGAUUCCAGGAUCUUGUGAGUGGAUCACGAGUAGCAAGAAUUUCUUAGACUGGCAAUACGGAUACAACUCUCCAAGGUAUUUCUGGCUCACAGGACAGCCUGCCAUCGGGAAGUCCGUCAUCACUGCACACUCAAUAGGAUGUCUGGGCACCAGCAGCUGUAGCUAUUUCUUCUUCAAGUAUGGCGACAACAAGAGAUCCAGUCUGAGCGCAGCGCUCCUCUCUUUGGCUUACCAAAUGGCAGAACAGAAUCAAGCCAUACGCCGUUUUCUGAUAGAUUCUUUUACUGACGAUGCGAAUUUGGACAAAGAUGAUUAUCGUGGCAUUUGGCGCAAGUUAUUCGUUGGCGGUAUAUUUCUUGUACACUUCAGUAAUACACACUUUUGGGUUCUCGAUGCACUUGAUGAAUGUAGUGCUGCGGAUAAGAGAAUCUUCGACAACUUCUUUGCUUUUCUAGCGAAUAUCGACAGCACCAUCCCUUUAAAAGUCUUUAUCAGUAGUCGUUCUUCGGUUGAUCUUGAGCGCUUGUUCUCUGGAUUGGCCUACACCCAAACUCGUAUCUCCGUUGAGGAUUCACAGCACGAUAUCCGGAUGUUUAUGGAAGCUCACGCAGACGAUUUACCCGUUGAUGAUGACCGCAUGAAGAUUUCUCUCAUAGAGACGAUGGUGAGAAAAUCUGCCGGGUGCUUUCUGUGGACUGUGUUGGUCAUGCGUCAACUCCAAGACAUCUUCACGGCAGACGAAGUAGAGGAAAUCCUUGACGAAGUUCCUCAAGAAAUGGAUGCCCUGUAUACUCGUAAUCUGAACAUCAUGGCCAGCAGGCCGCGCUCUAAAAGGCUUGCACAAACGGUGCUUACAUGGACAGUCUGUGCUACGAGAGCGCUCACGCUCCAUGAGCUUAAAGCUGCUAUUCUUUUAGACAUUGGUACUGCUGUUACUCGAAAUCUGGAAACGUCCAUCUCAACCCUUUGCGGCCAGUUCGUAUUCGUCGACAGACAAAAUCGAGUUCAAAUUGUCCAUGAGACGGCGCGGACGUUUUUGCUGGCUCUCAAUGAGCAUUCAGGAUUUCAGCUUCAGCUACCGCUGGGAAACGUCCAGCUUGGACUGGCAUGCUUCCGAUAUCUGAAUAGUGAUGAGAUGAUGUCCCCAAAAAACCGCAGAGGAUCGGGGACGACUAUCAAUAGCAUGGCUGAUUAUGCUUGCGAAUAUUUUUUCGGAGCACUUGGUUCGAGCUACGUCGUCUUCGGAUGCUCUGUCUCUAGCUGUCUUGGCAUUUCUGGACACGAAGAUCCUGGUCUGGAUUGAGAAAAUGGCAGAGCAGAAUCGUUUGAGUUGCCUCUUGAAGGUCGCAAUGCAUUUCAAAACAUACCAGGCAAGAAGAUCAAAGCAUGUUGCGCCUUUACGAGAUCUUGUUAGUACUUAGGCAAUGGACCUCCCCCGGAUCGUAACUGAAUUUGGCACCAAUCUGUAGAAUCACCCGGUCGCGAUACAUCACCUCAUACCACCGCUAUGCCCACAAAGCUCUGCUAUUCAUCGUCAAUUCGGAGCUUCAGAGAACGGCUUUCAACUUCAAGGGCUGUCAAACGUGGAUUGGAAUGAUCGCAUAUCGUGCUGGUACUACGAUAAAACCACGAAAUCUGUUGCAUGUCAAGACAAGUGGUUCUCCGUUGGUCUAGCAGAUGGUGUCAUUCAUAUCUACUGGGCCUCCACAUGUCAAGAGUUCCUGAAGAUCAACCAUGGCGAAGCGGUGAGGAUCCUUCGAUUCGGCAACCUAUCAAAG